Dichotomopilus funicola is the source of this 2538-nucleotide messenger RNA. RefSeq lists its product as uncharacterized. The coding region runs from base 1 to 2538 and encodes 845 amino acids. Gene Ontology annotation, cellular component: Cul8-RING ubiquitin ligase complex; nucleus. Lineage: Eukaryota; Fungi; Ascomycota; Sordariomycetes; Sordariales; Chaetomiaceae. The transcript is spliced from 4 exons. Gene Ontology annotation, biological process: double-strand break repair; DNA double-strand break attachment to nuclear envelope. The record is from RefSeq and is a predicted model, not a curated record.
AUGGCGGAGGACACUGGGAAGCCGGGCUUGCUCGAGUCUUGCCUGAUCGCUUUUGUCCAGAGCAAAUCGCUGUCGAGUACGGUCAUUUCCCAGUUUUCCGAGGUUGUUCGUAAACAUGGCGCCGAGGUACUGGAACCUGACCGGCAGGGCAAGAUCCGCAUCCCACAAGCCACGCACAUCGUGUCCAACACGGUCGAUUUCGACCAGUACGCCGAGGCGCAAGCCAUGAUGAUCCCCGUCGUGCGGUCCGACUGGCUCAAGGCGACCAUCAACCGCAGCAAAGUCGCCCAGGUCCGCCCGUAUUCGCCGGACCCGCGUAUGAUCUUUUCGAAUGUCAUGCUCACAUGUGCCGAUAUUCCCGACACGGAUAAGGAGGCAAUCAGCGGUGCGAUUAUGGCGUUGGGUGGCAUGGAGUCGAAGGACUUGACGCGGCAGACGACGCACAUCUGUGCCUUGUCCCUCGACCAUCCCAAGUGUAUUGUGGCGAAGGCGAAAUUUGCCAAGUGCAAGAUUGUUCUUCCGCAUUGGUUCGACGAUUGCUUUCGCCUUGGUAAGAGGAUCGAUGAAGGCCCUUAUCUUCUCCCCGACCCAGAGAUCCUCGCCAAAGCGCCAGAAGAUGCCGUCAAAAUCCCCGCGAGCCAACGACUGGAGGGCGCCGUGUCGACCAUACCAUCCGGGCCAUACGAGACCGAGGGCAGCGAGAAGCUGGUUGUUUUUGCGCAGAAAAAGGUCAUGCUCGCGCAGGACUUGCCUAUCAAUGCUAUGCUACGCAAGACGAUUACGGACAAGAUUUCCAAGGGUGAUGGGGAGGUUGUGGAUGCGAUUGAUGACUGUGACAUGUUCGUCUGCCAGUACCGAGACGGCGACCAGUACAUCCGCGCAUCGCAGCAAGGGAAGGACGUGGGCAACCUGGCGUGGCUGUACCACAUGAUGGUGUACAAUGAGUGGACGUCACCCUUUCGGCGAUUGCUCCACUACCCAGUACCCAGGGGCGGCAUUCCUGGAUUCGAGGACAUGCGGAUCACGCUCUCCAACUACGGCGGCGAGGCACGGAUAUACCUGGAGAACCUGAUUACAGCAUUGGGCGCGACCUACACCCGUACGAUGAAGUCCGAAAACACACAUCUUGUGACAGCACGGAUGCACAGCGAAAAAUGCGAGGCCGCCAAGGACUGGAACAUCGAGAUUGUCAACCACUUGUGGGUUGAGGAGUGUUAUGCUGCCUGCCAGGUUCUGCCUCUCAACAAUCAAAAAUACCGUCACUUCCCGCCACGGACGAACCUGGGCGAGGUUAUUGGCCAGACCUCGUUUGAUGAACCGACCUUGCGGGAGCGGUACUAUCCGGGUGGGGAGGAACACAUGACAACAGCCGCUAGAAAGAAGAGAAAGAUCAACGAACGCGCCCAGCAGAAUGCGCUCAGCGUGGGCCUGGAUCGUGAUUUUAGUGUGAUGCAGGAUUCCAGCAACCCCACGCCAUCGAGGUCCGUCAAGAAAGCGCGAGCUGGCCCGGCCUUGGGCAACUUUGCGACUCCCGCCAAGUCGCGCCAUGUCCGGUCGGGCAAGGAGAAUGACACCCCGUCUAUCAUGUCUAGCGCUAGCCGCAGCGCGAAAGCGCAGGCGCUCAAUAAGUUGCAAGACCUGGCGCCGGAUAUCGCGCUUUAUGAAAAAGAAAAGAAGCGGACAGCGAAAGAUGGCCACGGUGUCUGGGGCGGCAAGCGUGCUUUGGAUCAGCUCGACAAGGAACGGGUUCACCAAAGCUCCAGCCCGAAGGGUGCACCGGAGGAGGAUCUCGAGGAUGAGGCAGAAAAUAAACGACCGGCUAAGAGAGCCAAGGUCGGGCUUCCUGACAUCGAUAUGCGCAUCUGCCUGACGGGCUACACGCGGUGGGUGAAAAGCAGCGUUAACGAGGAAGCUGACCGGAGAAAGCUGCGCGCCCUUGGUAUCCAGCUUGUGCAAGAGAACGCGCCAUGCGACUACCUUGCUGCCCACAAGAUGGUCCGCACAAUGAAGUUCCUCCGAUGCCUAGCCAAGGGCCCGGAUGUGAUCGACUCAUCUUUCAUCACAGCCUGUAUCGAGACCGGCAAACGACCACCCGUUAAAGACCACAAGUUGGUUGAUAAGGACAGCGAAGCUCGAUUUGGCGUCACUCUCGACACAGCCAUCAGCCGGGCACGCGCCAACCGCGGCCGAUUGCUCUGGGGCGUGCCUAUUUACUGCACAGCCGAAAUCCCCAACGGUGCCGACGCCUUCAAGACUAUCGCUGAGGCGAACGGGGGUAUUUUCAAGGUGUACCGCGCCCGCAGCGGCACUACCAUUAAGCCCACGACGGAGGAAGAGGAUGGCGGCGCAGAACCAGAACCAGUGUAUCUCUUGAGCGGAUCAUCGCCGGCGGAGCGGCAGCUAUGGCCGCGCUUUCAAGACAUGGCGCGCAAGGGGCAUAUGGAACCGCGGAUCGUGAUGGCAGACUGGCUGUUGGAUGUUGCCAUGCGGCAGGAGUUGUCGUUUGAUCCGAGAUAUGCGCUGAAGGGGGUGGAGUAG